Molecule: messenger RNA, 2678 nt
Organism: Pezoporus occidentalis (night parrot)
Lineage: Eukaryota; Metazoa; Chordata; Aves; Psittaciformes; Psittacidae
Gene: TIMM44
Product: translocase of inner mitochondrial membrane 44
Exons: 13
Coding region: 87-1442 (451 amino acids)
Biological process (GO): protein import into mitochondrial matrix
Cellular component (GO): mitochondrial inner membrane
Molecular function (GO): protein-folding chaperone binding
Source: RefSeq, a predicted model, not a curated record
GCGCCUCCGGCCCCGGUGCACGUGGGCAGCGCGCUCCAUGACGUCACUGCGCGGCGCCGCCCGAAGGUCACACGCUGCGCUGGAAGAUGGCGGCGGCGGCGGCCGGCGGCUGUCGGAAAUGUCUCGUCAACGGCAUGUGGCUGAUAUCCAGAAGAUACCCAGUUCCUGCAGUCCCCAGGGGUACAGUGUAUGGCAUGAGCCCGCCUGGUUUAGAGACCCAUCAGUCUAGAUGUUACUCUUCGGGAGGAAGAAAGGGUUUUAUAUCAGGCUUUGUGGAGAACAUCAAACAGGAAUUAGCGAAAAACAAGGAGAUGAAAGAAAGCAUUAAGAAAUUCCGAGAUGAAGCUAAAAAGCUGGAAGAAUCUGAUGCUCUUCGAGAAGCGAGGAGGAAAUAUAAAACCAUUGAAUCUGAAACAGUGAAGACCUCAGAAGUGAUUAAAAAGAAACUUGGAGAAAUAACUGGGACAGUGAAAGAGAGUUUGGAUGAAGUCAGUAGGAGUGAUAUUGGCCGGAAGAUAAAGGAAGGUGUGGAAGGAGCAGCAAAAACAGCAAAGCAGUCUGCAGAGUCAGUGACAAAAGGAGGGGAGAAAUUGGGCAGGACAGCAGCCUUCAAAGCUAUUUCUCAGGGAGUAGAAACAGUCAAGAAGGAGAUAGAUGAAAGUGUCUUAGGACAGACCGGUCCUUACAAACGUCCGGAGCGCCUACGGAAAAGAACAGAGUUCUCAGGAGAGAGUAUUAAAGAGGAGCGAAUAUUUGAGGCUAAUGAGGAGGCCAUGGGUGUGGUGCUGCACAAAGACUCAAAAUGGUAUCAGCAGUGGAAAGAUUUCAAGGACAACAACGUGGUCUUCAAUAGGUUCUUUGAGAUGAAGAUGAAGUAUGAUGAGAGUGAUAACGCAUUCAUUCGAGCUUCCAGAGCCGUCACAGACAAAGUCACGGACUUAAUAGGUGGAUUGUUCUCGAAGACAGAAAUGUCGGAGGUUUUAACAGAGAUACUCAAAGUGGAUCCAUCCUUUGACAAAGACCGGUUCUUAAAGCAGUGCGAGUUUGAUAUAAUCCCCAAUGUCCUGGAGUCUAUGAUGUCUGGAGAGCUUGAUAUCCUCAAAGAUUGGUGCUAUGAAGCGACUUACAGUCAGCUUGCUCAUCCCAUCCAGCAAGCCAAAGCCAUGGGGCUCCAGUUCCACUCCAGGAUUCUGGACAUUGACAACAUUGAUCUGGCCAUGGGGAAGAUGAUGGAGCAGGGACCAGUUUUAAUCAUCACUUUCCAGGCUCAGGUCGUGCUGGUAAUUAAGAACCAGAAAGGGGAAGUGGUGGAAGGUGACCCGGACAAGGUGCUGCGGAUGCUGUACGUGUGGGCACUCUGCAGAGACCAGGACGAGCUCAACCCCUACGCUGCAUGGAGGCUACUGGACAUUUCCUCAUCGAGCACUGAGCAGGUUCUCUGAGGACAGUUGCAACCCAGGGGCUUCCUGUACCUCUCUGGAAGUGGCUCCAUCUCUGCCCUCGCACCUGGCUGCUGUGGGAUGGACUGUGGAUGAGGGAAAGAGGCUGGACUGGUUCCUUUGGCAAGAGGGGGCUGUUCCGUGUGCCCUCAUUGUGGCAAUCCCAGUCAUGAACUGGACGAGUACCUGCCUUCUGCUUUGCUGUGGCACUGUAAGGGUGUAGGGAGAUUGCCAGUGAAAGGUCUGAGACACGAGCAGCUGCUGUUGGCUCCUUUUUUAAUCGUGGCUGAAGGAGGCUGGUUGUCUCCUGUGUGUUUCCCAGUGCUUCCAGUGCUGCACAGAGGUGGGUAUUGGAGAGUGAGACGUGCCAGGUCUGAUUCCCAUCUGCUGUCAUCCUCUGGUGGCCUCAAAGCAUCCCCCAGAAGAUCUCAGAGGUGCUUUUAAGGCACAUUGGUCUUGGCUGACUCUUGUGGAGUCACACCAAGAAGCCUUCUGUUGCUGCAGUGUCUUGCACUUUACCAAACCAAAUACAAACAAGUUUGCAUGUAAUGCUCUUGGUGUGGAGGGGUUUGGCAUCAACAGGCAGGUUCUUGAGGCUGGUUGCAGCGAUACCAUCCAUACAGCCACAGCUUUGCACUGGGAACGUUGGUUUGGGUGCUGUGUUCGUUGUGUCCACUGGUACCACUAAGGAGUGCACAACUGCCUUUCUGUGCUGGGUUAAUGUGAUAGUGUGGGGGGGGACAGGCUGUAACUAGGAGGGGGCAGCAGGCAGGGUGCUAGGAUGGUGCUCAGGGGCGGGGAUGGACAGAGCAGCAACACAGGAGUCAAUAAAAUGCAGCAUCAGGUAGAACAUCACCUCUGGAGCUCAGGUAUUUAUUCCAUGGGAUGAGAACAGGGUGUGAGCCACACAUCUCCUGUGUGAAGUGGCUCCUGAGCGUGGCUGUUGUCACCAGGGGGACUCGUGCUUCAUGGGGACAGCACCCCCUUGGUGGCAAUGGGAAGGUGUUGGGGGAUGAGCUGCUGGUACCCUCACAGGAGACUCUGGGUUUGGGAGCUGUGAUGUGGAUCAGUUCCUCAACUGCCUCCUUAUGGGAAGCGUGGUUGCAUGGGGAGAAUAUUGUUGGGGGAAUAGGGAGUCAAAGGAGUGACCUGCUGCUGUGGUCUGCCCCUGCACAGACCAGGGGGAUGCAGGUCAGCACUUCCUUGCCAUUAAAGAGAAUCAUUCCCAGUUCUUCCUUC